This is a messenger RNA of Hyposmocoma kahamanoa, 1740 nucleotides long. It is a transcript of the gene Dus1, whose product is annotated as tRNA-dihydrouridine(16/17) synthase [NAD(P)(+)]-like. Gene Ontology annotation, molecular function: tRNA dihydrouridine synthase activity; flavin adenine dinucleotide binding. NCBI's taxonomy places the organism in Eukaryota, Metazoa, Arthropoda, Insecta, Lepidoptera, Cosmopterigidae. The record is from RefSeq and is a predicted model, not a curated record. Gene Ontology annotation, biological process: tRNA processing. The transcript is spliced from 7 exons. Bases 1 to 1410 code for a protein of 469 amino acids.
AUGACCUACGAUUGGUUCCGCUCGUUAGGUAGUCCUAGAUAUGUGGUGGCGCCUAUGGUUGACGCCAGUGAACUUGCCUGGAGGCUUUUAUGCAGAAGACAUGGAGCACAACUCUGUUACACUCCUAUGUUUCACAGUAAUGUCUUUACUAAAGAUCAUAAGUACAGAAAAGAUAAUUUAAUUACUUGUGAAGAAGACCGCCCUUUAAUCGUGCAGUUCUGUGGCAACAACCCAGAGGUUUUGGCGGCAGCAGCGAAACUGGCAGAGCCGUAUUGCGAUGCAAUUGAUAUCAAUCUUGGUUGUCCACAAUCAAUAGCGAAACGGGGAAGAUACGGCUCUUUUCUUCAGGAUGAUUGGGAGCUUUUAAAAAACAUUGUUUCAGCUAUGUCAAAGGCUGUAUCAGUGCCAAUAACAUGUAAAAUAAGAAUAUUUGAAGAUAUAGAAAAGUCAGUUCAAUAUGCCCUAAUGCUGCAGAAUGCUGGGUGCAAGUUAUUGACUGUGCAUGGCAGAACGAGGGAGCAGAAAGGUCCUCUUACUGGAAUAGCUAGUUGGGAACAUAUUAGGGCUGUUAAAGAAGCAAUAUCUUUACCAAUGUUUGCAAAUGGUAACAUCCAGUGCUUAGAAGAUGUGUACAGAUGUUUAACCUUUACUAAAGUAAAUGGGGUGAUGAGUGCAGAAGGCAUACUCACCAACCCUGCAUUAUUUGAAGGAAUCAAUGCUGUAACAUGGGAAAUAGCAGAAGAGUACUUGGAUAUAGUUGAAAAGUACCCUUGUCCCACGUCAUACAUAAGGGGUCAUUUGUUUAAGAUAUUCCAUAAAAUAUUUACCUUUGAGGAAAAUAAUGAAGCAAGGCAUAUUUUAGCAACAGCUCAGAAUCUUCAUGAUUUCAGACAAGUAUGUAUGAAAAUUAAAGAAAAAUACCUACCAUACCAUGAAGGUAAAAUUCAAUAUGAAUGCAACACCCUGACUAGAGAACAAUUUAGUUUGAUUUUACCUCCGUGGAUUUGCCAACCUUACGUUAGGAUGUCACCAGAAGAACAUACAAAGAAAAUGGAAAAUUUAUGUAAGAAUCAGGAGCACAAUAUUGAAAAUAAAAGAAUUCAUGAAGAUUCAGGUGGUAAUACAAUCUCAAGGAAGAAAAUGAAAAAGCUGCAAAAGAUCAUGAGGCGUAAUAAUCAUAAAACUGAUGUAGAACUGCAGCAACAGGCAAUAGGAAGAACUGGUGAAAUAUGUACAGAUGUUAUUUGUGCUAAUCCAAUGGGAGGAAAGUGCAUCUACAAACUUUGUAAAAAGUGCUGUAAAAAUAAAUGUUAUGAAGAAAAUCUGGAUUGCCAAGGUCACAGAAUUCUCGUCAAGACAAGGCGAGAGAUGGCAAAGAAAUUCGCGAUAAACAAGACAACUGAUAAAUGACACGUGACUGAUAAUGUAAAAGUUAGGUACAGUCAGAAUCAAAAUAACCUAAGCAUCAAACUGUGGGCCGUGAGACAUUUCGCACAUGAAAUCAAAUACUGGCGUAAUUAAAAAAUGAUGGAAUUGAGAAAAACACGAUUUGAAAGUUAAAAAAAUUACUGAAUGGAACCAAUAAAUUUAUUAUCUCGUUUAUAAGUGGAUAAAUAUUUUUUAUGAAUAAAUAAAAAUAAUCCCUUUAUUCGCAAUAAGAUUAAUUCAGUUUUUUUUAUUAUUUUCAAGACGUGUUUUUUUUAAUUCCAUAAUUUUUGAGUUAUGAUUAUUAUCCUACCA